UUAGGGAACAGAAUAUGAGAGAAGUUAAAACAAGCGGAACUCCUAAAUUACCUCAAGUUAACGUCGCACAAAACUUUCAAUUCGCGAAGAAAAUGCAUGUCGGAAAUCUGGAGCAUCAGCCGUUACCUGAUACUUUAGGAUACCGAAAUUUGACUAAAAUCGCCGAACACCGAGAUUCAGAUAUCAUCGUCAAGCCCUACGCUAUCGGCUGGAAAGGUUACGGGGCAUCUGGUCCUACUUGUUGUACAAAAAUGCGUGUUCACAGGCCUAAAACAUGCGACGCCAAGAAAGCUGAUAAUGAUAAAGUAGACCAAAGGCCUUCUACAUCUGGUCCAGACCUAGGCGGACAAUACAAAAAGCCAAUGUCACUGAUGGAUCUCGCAAUUUGCUGGGAUUUUAGACCAGACGAUCCUAAGAGAGAGCCCAGACCACCAAAGCACAUUGAUGGUUCGAAUGGAUCAAAAGCGCCAGCCGUUUUUACAAUGGUACACACUCCCAAAGAAGAAUCAGAGGGCAUUACAAUAGGUCACACUAAUCCUAUUUUCAAUCAAAACCGUCUAGUAGAAGAUAUUGGUCACCACCCAGUACCAUAUUUUGAAAAGGACAUGGCUAAAGAAAGGCGCCGCGAAUCUUGUGAAGUGCAAUAUUGCCCACAACAUGUUGCCGGAAAUGAGAAAGGUUCUAGAUCUGCGUCGUCUAGCAGGAAGAGUUCGGGACAAUCUGUAAAGAAAACCGAAUGCGAUGGGAUUCACGGUUGCGGGACUCCUAGUGAGAUGAGUCGAAAGUCUAGCCGUGACAAUGGCAGGCCAGAUAAAUUACAUCCAAUAAAAGAUGCAUGGAACACCAAAACCAAAAAUAAUAACUUUGACGUAAAUCGCAAUCGUCAUAGUUUAGAGUCCUAUGAGAAAACUCCAUUAGCUCAAGGAAAGUUGCACCACAGCUCACCAAAUGAUACUCAACAGUUUUCACGACGUUCGACUAAAGAUAGCGAUUCUACGAAUCCUAAACACAAAAGUUGCUUGUCUUGUAAUGGCGUAAAAUUAACUCACGACACGAAACAAAAGGAUGACUACAAAUUUGCAUUUAAAGCUGGUAAUCCUAAUUCAGUACAGAGCGUGACUGGCUCCACUGAUUCUAAAGGAGUAAAAAUGCCGAAGAUGCGUCAUCCUUAUACUAAGAAGUCGUAUACCAUUCCAACUUUAGCGCCCCCGUUUAGCAUUUGGCGAGACGCUAAUGCGACUGGCUAUCCGGAGCAUUGGAGACUAGCGAGCGUCUACCAACACGCGUAUAAACCACCAGAACAAAGACGCAAGCCGCUCAUAGACAGCGUUUACCAAUGAUAAUAAAAA
This is a messenger RNA of Trichoplusia ni (cabbage looper), 1349 nucleotides long. RefSeq lists its product as uncharacterized. The coding region runs from base 15 to 1340 and encodes 441 amino acids. NCBI's taxonomy places the organism in Eukaryota, Metazoa, Arthropoda, Insecta, Lepidoptera, Noctuidae. The record is from RefSeq and is a predicted model, not a curated record. The transcript has a single exon.